CUUUGAGUGGGUGGGGGCGAGACUUCACAAUAGCGGAGCGACGUUCUCCAGAGGAGCCGCAGUCUCGCUCGGUGUGUGUUUAUCGGCGGUCAUAGUAGCGCGGGCGGAUGUGUCGCGUUGAAGGAAACGAACAGAGUCGUUCUACAGUGUGUGAAAAGCAAAAGCGAGCGUUUUUCUUGGUUGAAACAUAAAUUAAGAGAAAAAGUGACGUGCAGUGAUUUAGGAUGUCUGGUCGCGAGUGAAUGGGCAACAAGAGACGCCGUAAGUGCGCGGGUGUCCUGCAGUUCAACUUUGAAAAUCUCGAGACCGGUCGACAAAAAUGCGGGCGCGAUACGUCGUGGCAGUACUCACUAGCUUGUUAGUAGUCACUGACGAAGCGCCGCAAGACAUCAGACACAAAGAGUACGAUGAACAUCCUCGAGAAGCAUACUUCGAUGGCUCUGCUUUUCUCAAAUUGAGCUCCUUCGUGUCGGUGCACAGGCACAGUGGUUUAAGUUUUCGAACUUGCGAAGGUGGUCGUCUUUUCAUGCAGAAAUACAACGACGAUUCGAUCAGUCUUGAAGUGACUCCGGAAGGACUACUUUUUGUGGCGAUCGUUGACCAACAACGUUACAAAGCGAGACUUAAUGCUAGGUUACUCAACAACGCUUGGAACAAUGUUAAUCUCUUUUUUAGACUCGGGAAUCUUACUUUGAACGCUGCUGGUCAUACACAGGUAAUUGCUAAUGCCACGUACAACGCUGCGAUUCUUACGCUUCCUGACUACGAUAUGAAUGGCUCUCUCAUUGUGGGAGAAGGAUUCAGAGGAUGCAUUCUCCAAGGUCCUGGAAUUCUUUUUAACGACACUAUCAAUAACGGAGCCAUCUUUGGUCCGUGCCCUGCGGACAACAAAGGAUGUAGUACAGGCGGACUCGGCAGCGUAGGACCGAGCUCGAUCACCACCAUGGAUUUCUGCAAUCAUGAGCCAUGCAUGAUGCAUGGUAAAUGCGUGUCACGGCAGGAUCGUUACGAGUGCCACUGUUACGCCCGAUAUUCCGGCAACAACUGUCAAAUUGACAAUGGUUCGCCCUGUUUAACCGGUCCCUGUCGAAAUGGCGGCACCUGUAACGAGGAUGCGAAGGGAGAUUACAGUUGCGCGUGCAAACCAGGAUUCACCGGGACAUUCUGCGAAUCUCAACUUGGAGUACGACUCUGCGAACAGAGUCCCUGCAGAAACGACGGUAUCUGUUUAGCCGUCACCGAAACCGAUUACAAAUGCGAAUGUUCAGCAGGAUGGACUGGUAAAAACUGCGAAACGAACAUCAACGAGUGUGCCUCGAAUCCUUGCAAACACGGUGGACUUUGCAUCGACGGUAUCAAUAACUAUACUUGCAUGUGCGAUAGAACAGGGUACGAAGGUGCAAAUUGCGAGAUUGAUAUCGACGAAUGCCUAGCAGACCCGUGUCUGAACAACGGUGUAUGCUACGACAAUUAUGGUGGUUAUAUCUGCCAUUGUCCGAACGGUUUCGAAGGACAGAAUUGUGAAUUGAACUUGAACGAGUGCAUAUCAGACCCGUGCAAACACGGUGGCGACUGCGUGGACGAUGUAGGUUCAUAUCAUUGUAAUUGUCUGCCUGGAUACGCGGGUCGUCACUGCGAGCUCAGAAGUUUAUGCGAAAACGCAGCAUGCCCGGCGAAUAGCAUUUGCGUGGAAGACGCCCAUGGCCCGCAAUGUGUUUGUAAUCCUGGAUUCAUGGGCAAUCCUCCGAAUUGCACUAUCAAUUAUUGCGCCAACAACCCGUGUGCUAAUGGAGGAACGUGCACCAGCAACAAAGACGGAUUCAAUUGUACCUGCCCGCCCGAGUGGAAAGGAACAACAUGCUUAUCACCCGCUUCGGAUUGGUGUUCCGCCUGUUACAACGGUGGUGUUUGCCAGGAAACACCUUAUGGUGUUUCUUGUAAGUGCCCGAAGUUUUGGAGAGGACCGCAAUGCAAGGAACCGAUCACCUGUCGUGAUCUGCCUUGCAAGCAGGCAUCAGCCUGUCACGACUAUGCCGGAGGCUUUUAUUGCACCUGCGAGCCAGGAUGGACGGGCCCUGAUUGUUCCAUCGAUGAUGACGAGUGUGUCAGCAAUCCUUGUCGCAACGGUGGCAUCUGCAUCGAUCAACAAAUUAGCUACUACUGUCAAUGUCUUCCGGGAUAUUCCGGUAAGAACUGUCAAAUAAACGUGGACGAGUGUCUGUCACAACCCUGUCAAAACGGUGGUACGUGUAUCGAUCGAAUCAACGGGUACACGUGUAACUGCACCAAGGAUUUCAUGGGCGAAAACUGCGAACUGGAAUACAAUGCAUGCGCGGUAAAUCCGUGUCAGAACAAUGGAAACUGCACCCUGAUAGCGAGAUCGCGGCGAGAGUUCGUUUGCGAAUGCCCGCAGGGUUUCGAGGGGAAGAUAUGCAACAUCAAUGUCGACGAUUGCGUCGAUGUCGUGUGUCCUGAUGGCAAGAUUUGCGUGGAUGGUAUCGCUGGUUACGAAUGCAAAUGCCGAGAGGGUUACAGGGAUCCUAAUUGUACCCUAAUCGUCGACCAUUGCGCGACGAAACCCUGCAACAGCGGCACUUGCAUCGACCUUGGGGAACAUGGUUUCGAGUGCAAAUGCAAGGACGGCUAUCAAGGGCAAUUCUGUGAAGAAGACGUGGACGAAUGCAAAGUGGAAGGCAUUUCCCUGUGCAAUAACGGGAUCUGCUUGAACACGGAGGGCAGCUACAAUUGUUUCUGCAGACCGGGAUUCUCCGGGGACCACUGCGACAUCGACAUCGACGAAUGUCUGUGGGCACCGUGCAAGAACAACGCCACGUGUAUCGACCGUAUCAACACGUUCGAGUGCCAGUGUCCACCGGGUUACUCCGGGAAAACCUGCGACAUGGACGUGAACGAGUGCGAGAGCGAUCCUUGCCAGAACGGUGCCACGUGCGUCAAUGAAAUCGCCAGCUACAUGUGCAUUUGCUCACUGGGCUUCCGUGGGAUUAAUUGCGAGAUCAAUAUCGAUGAUUGCGAGCCGUCACCUUGCUUGAAUCAGGGCCGAUGCAUCGACGGUAUUAACAAUUAUACCUGUGACUGCAGCGACACGGGUUUCGAAGGUGCACACUGUGAACAGAAUAUCGACGACUGCCGCUCGCAACCGUGUGUGAACGGCGCUAAAUGCAAAGAUGAUAUCAAGAAUUAUAAGUGCCAAUGUUAUGCUGGGUACACUGGGAAGAAUUGCGAAAUCGACGUGAACGAAUGCGAUAGCUCACCUUGCAAGUACAAUGGAACUUGUUUAGAGAGAUCAAAGAGCGAGUUGUACAAGAGCGACGCGUUGACCUUACCUGCUAUAUUCAAUCAGGAAUUUAGCUAUGCCAACGCGAGUGGGUACGAAUGUCUAUGCGUGCAAGGUCUGACAGGCAAAAAUUGCGAAAUAAAUAUCAACGAGUGCGACAGCAACCCAUGCUUAGCCGGAAAUUGCCUGGACCGCAUCGGAGGCUACACUUGCGAGUGUGAGAACGGCUACGAAGGUGAUCUCUGCCAACACGACAUCGACGAAUGUAAACGCUACACACCAUGCGAGCACGGUGUCUGCACCGAUGGAAGAGCAGAUUACACAUGUACUUGUGAACCAGAGUACGGAGGCAAAAAUUGUUCGGUGGAGUUGACCGGAUGUCAAGGAAAUGCUUGUCAAAAUGGCGGAACCUGCUGGCCGUACCUCGUCGACGAAACGAUACAUAAAUUCAAUUGCACCUGUCCAAAUGGUUUCCAUGGAGAAAUCUGUGAUUAUGUAACGACAAUGUCCUUGACUGGCAGAUCAUACGUCCUGGUGAAUACUACUCGCGAUGAAGGAUAUGACAUACAGUUCCGCUUCCGCACGACUCUGCCGAAUGGGCUACUAGCCAUUGGAAAGGGAUCAACGUUUUAUAUUCUUGAACUUGUGAAUGGCAAACUGAACUUGCACUCGAGUCUCCUGAAUAAGUGGGAGGGUGUAUUUAUUGGCAGCGGUUUGAACGACUCUCACUGGCAAAAAGUGUUCGUUGCUAUCAAUGCCACGCACUUGGUGCUCUCAGCUAACGAAGAACAAACGAUUUAUCCUAUUAGUCUGAACGAAGGUUCCAAUUCUAACCACACAUCUUUCCCAAUGACUUAUGUGGGUGGUACCACCAACUACCUGCAAAGGUUGACUCAUGGACCGUCGUUCUUUGUGGGUUGCACCGAGGAUCUUGUUAUUAAUGGAGAAUGGGUAUACUCCGGUACCUCAUCGAUGACAGUGUACAUGGAAGAUGUCGAAUCAGGCUGUCCACGAGAAGCUCAGUGUUCACCAAAUCCUUGCAAAAAUGGUGGACAUUGCACUGACAGAUGGCGAGAUUUUUCCUGCAAAUGUGAGCGACCGUAUCUUGGACAUACCUGUCAAUACAACAUGACAGCAGCCACGUUUGGAUACGAGAAUAUCACAAACGGAUACGUAACCGUGAAAGUGUCAGAUAUGGCUAGAAGAGCGGUCAGAUCUAUUGUAGAUAUAUCCAUGUUCAUUCGCACAAGACAAGACAGAGGCGAUAUAUUCUAUCUAGGAUCAGAGCCGAAUCCGCAAACUGAGUUACGACCUCAGGAGAAAACUUACAUAGCGGCUCAGAUGGAAGGAGGUGAACUGCUCGUCAGAAUUCAGUUUACCGACACAGAAGCUUACACGGUGGGAGGUGUGAAACUGAACGACGGAAACAAUCACCUGAUACAAAUAGUUAGAAAUGUAACGCUGGUUCAAGUGAAGAUCAACGGUACCGAAUACUUCAGAAAAACCAUCAGCGCUUCUGGUCAGUUAAAUGUGACUGUCCUAUAUUUGGGUGGUUUGCCACAAGCUUCUAGGUACAUACGACAAGUUGAUAACCGUCAGAUAGAAGUGUCGCAAGCUCUUCAAGUUAAUUUCAAAGGAGUUAUUCAAGAUGUUCAAAUAUCCAAUGGCAGUGAAAUUAUGGUCGUUGAAUUCUUUCCUCUGAAGGCAAAUGACAUUCCAACCCCAAUCCAAUUUGGCAACGUAACCUUCGAUUACGAAAAAGUUCUUAAGGGUGUAAUAUCCGACAACGUCUGCAUCAGCAAUCCAUGCCACCACAAUGGUACAUGCCACGUCACGUGGAAUGACUUCUGGUGUCAGUGUCCACGUGGUUACACCGGAAAGACCUGUCAAGAAAUGGAGUUCUGUCAGCUGCAAGAUUGUCCACCUGGAUCAAAAUGCCAGAACUUGGACGAUGGUUACGAGUGCAUCGCUAAUACCACCUUUAAUGGAGUGAACACCUCCUUCAGUUACAUCUACAAUCAAGGAGAAGAAAGGAACGUGACAGAGUCCACGAUUGAUAGCAUCGAAAUUACUUAUCGAUCGAAUACAGGUGGUAUUCUGAUGCAUAUUGCUCCCCGUGUGGGCGAUUUGCAUUUCACUGUCUCCGUUUACAAGGACAAAGUCACGGUAUCUUGGCGUUUGGAUGCGCAAAACCAAGGGAUAUUGACUUUCGGUAAAACUGAACCUGAUGGAAAUUGGACAUCGAUUAUUCUGAGAUUGAACAACAAUUCUAUGGAGUGUGAUUAUGCGAACUCUAAUGAUGAAAACGAACCACCAGUUAGUCCCAAUUUUAGUUUCUCCUUGUGGUAUGAUUUGUUAGUUACUGGAACGGUUACGCUAGGCGGACUUGGUCCCAGUUUAUCUACCAACAGUUAUACAACUGGCUCUAGUAGACACAAUUUAGAAACUAGAAAUGGUAUCAAUGAAAACUCAAUAGAUUUUACUGAACGUACAUUGACCACCACAUCUUCGCCUCAUGAUGCGAUGUCGGGUGAAGCUUUUAAAGGAUGCUUAGGAGAAGUAAGAAUUGGCGGUAUGCUGCUGCAUUAUUUCACGUAUGAAGAGGUUUAUCAGAACGCUAACUUUACACCAUUGGAGUAUCUAGCGUUGCAAGAAGAUAACGAUACACAUCACAAUAAUAUUGGUUGUCAACUCUGCUUCGAUUCAGAUUGUAAGAACGAUGGUUACUGUCAGGAUAAAGCGAAUAGUUAUAUUUGUGAAUGUCCUGCCGGUUACACGGAGAACGAUUGCUCUUUCAACAUUGACGAGUGCAUCGAUAAUAAAUGUGAAAAUGAGGCUACCUGCGUUGAUGGAAUUGCUAAUUAUACUUGUGUGUGCAAUAGUGGUUGGCAAGGAUGGCUGUGUGAUGAUGAUAUAAAUGAAUGUGUAUCACUGAAUCCUUGUCAACAUGAUGGAGAAUGCAUAAAUUUUCCUGGUUACUUCCGCUGUGAAUGUCCAGAUCAGUUCACUGGCAACCUCUGCCAGCACUUCCGUUUAAUCACUUGCGAAAAUCAACCUUGUAAAAAUGGCGGUGUUUGUACGGACAUACCAAAUUCGCAAACCGGUAAUAAUUUCACAUGUACAUGUAUGACUGGUUACGAGGGCGCAGUUUGUGACGUUCCUUAUUGCAUCGGUGGAAAGUGUCAAAAUGGUGGAAAAUGCGACUCAUACCAACAGACACCUCGAUGUACAUGUCUACCCGGUUAUUCUGGAAUGUACUGUGAAAUUAACAUUGAUGACUGCGCACCGGAUGCAGAAGGAAACGUACCCUGUAAAAACGAUGGUAAAUGUUACGACGGAGUGAACAACUUCACCUGUGACUGUAGCGAAACAGGUUACACAGGGUCCGAUUGUUCCAUGGACAUAAAUGAAUGUCAGGAUCCAUCGACAGACUGUGGUCAUGGACAGUGUGAAAAUUUACCAGGAACCUAUCAAUGCAUUUGUGAAUCAGGUUACUGUGGAUACAAUUGUGGAAUGGUGAAUCCUUGCAAAGAGGACUAUUGUCAAAAUGGAGGUACUUGUAAGUGUGGAGAUGAUGGUGGUUACAGAUGUCAGUGUACACCAGAGUAUACCGGUCAAAAUUGCACAGAGACGGAACACUUUUUGGGUAGCCAAGCACUGGACAUAGCAGUAAUAGUUGGACCUAUUGUUGGAUGUCUUUUCUUGAUCGCGGCGGGCUCUUUAGUCGCAUUAUUCAUGAUGGCCAGGAAGAAGCGAGCAACUAGGGGUACAUACAGUCCAAGUGCUCAAGAAUUCAGUAAUCCACGAGUAGAAAUGGACAAUGUAAUGAAACCACCGCCGGAAGAGAGAUUGAUCUAAAUUCUUACGACGAAGGAACAUGAAUAAUAAAUGUUCCGCGUCGAUAAAUCCUAGUCUGCCAAGAAUAUGCGUUAUUGCGGUAUCUAUCGAUUAAAAGGGACUAGACCGUUCUCUCGAUAGAACUGCUCAUAACGAAGAACGAGAAGAAAAAUGUCAAGUUUCAUCGCGCGUUUUCUAGUCCACCUUACGUUGAAUUAAGCGAACACAAUUAAAAAAUAAUGAUGUAUAAAACAUCUGAAAACGUCGCUGAAGAUGAGACAAGUGGUGAUGAGAAUUUCGUCGUGAAACGAAAGCCAGGAACGUGGAAAAAAUUGAUUAUCUGGGAGCUUUAUUGAAAGAAUAUAGCACUGAAGGAUGUGUUACCAAAUUUGCAUGUUAAUCAUGCUGUUGAUUUUCACGAAUCACGCAACUACACAAAGUGUACUUAAAACUUCGUUAAGUGUCCUUAACUUGCAAGCAAUACUCAAGAAAAGCUCCUAUGCAACGAGACCCGUCCAUUUUAGUGCCUAAUCAACCCUAUGUGAAGAUGUUAUUUAUAAGCAAUGAAUAUAAAGAGUUUCAAGUGUGCAUUUUAAAAAACGCGCUAAACAUAGAUGUGUAUGUCGAGAUCUCUAAAGCAUAAUGGUAUUCGUUACUCUUAUUUUACUUGUUAGCUAUCAGGUAACUAUGAUCACAGAUAUCAUUAUGAAAUCGUAGUAACGUUACGGCCUGUUACAAAGAUAUCGGGACUUUGUAAAAAUGUCGUAGAGGGUAGUUUAUCGCGACUUACGCAUUAAGGUCAGUUUAUACUUCGUGUCUGUUUUUCUCACAUACAUAUUUGUAUGCAUAUGUAAUCUAUGGUGACGAAAUAUUCACCUUUCUCGGGUACGGUGAUUAGCAUAGAGUUUCUCAAACUUUCAUGGACCUACUUUGGAAAUCUAUCUAGUAUAAAUUGACCUAUAAUUGUCGUUUGUGCGUUUGUACAUUUCUCACAAAGAAAUCACCCCAAGUGUUCCUCUCAGAUUUAUAUGUUUUCACCUCCAUAUGUGUAUGUGUUUAAUCAAUAGUUAAAAAUUUAAGAAGUGUUCAAAAAAGAGAUGUUCUUUUGAUCUCUGGAUUAUCAUAGAAUAAUUCCAUUUCUUUGUUUUUAUAAUUAUAUAGUUAUGUACAUAAGUUGUGUGUGAUACACUCGGGUACACUUGGGAUGGUGUCCUUGUCAGUACCAACGUGCUUGUUAAUUUUGUACAUAAAUUAGAGUAUAAGUUGAAAUUAUUAAUGAUUUUACCAUUAGCAUUUUAUAUGGAUAUAGUAUUUAAUAACGAAUAUUAUUUGGUACGUAAUCACUUACUACCACGACCAAAGUAAUAACGAGAGUUUUUCUCGUCCACUAAUCGUAAACAAUAAACAUUAUAUUUACGGAUAAAAAAAUAUUGUUCUUCUCUAGUAGGAAAAAUAACUGUUCUUUACAAAAAUGAAACUGAUGUAUGGUCUGUCUUAAAUAUAUUUAUUUUGAUGUACCGAUGUUCUCUCUUACAGAAUUUCAAUGAAUCUGAAUCUGUACUCGCGAUGUUGAAUUUUAAUAUCAUAUGACAAAGUUUUUUAAUUAAGAAACACAUCUUGGUACGAAUACACGGUACCAAACGAUUAAUUUUGAAAGAAUCAGCGUACAUGACAUGCAAAUAUUUUACCCAAGUUAGCAAAUGAUAUAACGAAAAAUCAAAGAAAUAAGUUCGAACUUUAUAAUGUGAAUAAUUUAUACUUGAAAAAAUAAAAAUGACUGUAUUGCAUUA
Messenger RNA from Megachile rotundata (alfalfa leafcutting bee), 8922 nucleotides. RefSeq names its product cell polarity complex component crumbs (gene crb). Lineage: Eukaryota; Metazoa; Arthropoda; Insecta; Hymenoptera; Megachilidae. Gene Ontology annotation, molecular function: calcium ion binding. The record is from RefSeq and is a predicted model, not a curated record.